Messenger RNA from Manis pentadactyla (Chinese pangolin), 3623 nucleotides. It is a transcript of the gene ZNF311, whose product is annotated as zinc finger protein 311. Gene Ontology annotation, cellular component: nucleus. Gene Ontology annotation, biological process: regulation of transcription by RNA polymerase II. NCBI's taxonomy places the organism in Eukaryota, Metazoa, Chordata, Mammalia, Pholidota, Manidae. Gene Ontology annotation, molecular function: DNA-binding transcription activator activity, RNA polymerase II-specific; RNA polymerase II cis-regulatory region sequence-specific DNA binding. The transcript is spliced from 7 exons. Bases 1018 to 2094 code for a protein of 358 amino acids. The record is from RefSeq and is a predicted model, not a curated record.
CCUGCCCCUCGGCCUCAGCGUCUUCGCGGCCUCUCUGGUCCUGCCUUUUCGGCUGUGGUGGGAAGCCCAAAAACAUAUAUAUUUAUAUAUACUCGUGGCUCUGAGCGCCGAAACGCAGACAACACCUUUCCUUUCCGCGGUCUCCAAGGCUGCAGAAGAAGGGAGCCCACCCAACCUCUGUGGUCCAGAUUCGCCCUGGCUCACCCUGGUAAUUAUCUAUUGAUAUGGAGAUGACUACUCUCCUCCCCUUGGAAACACUUAUUGACAUGGAGAUGCACUAAGGCCAGGAAAACAAGUUGUGAGAUCACAACUAGCUUAAUGCUGCUGCUGAACCCAAAUCCAAGGCAGUGUUUGACACUUCGAGCCAAAUAGCAGCUGUCCCAUGGGUCAGGAAGGACCCUUUGCCUGGCACCAAGACUUGUAGGCCCCAGAGGAGGCUGGCAUUCACCAGAGCCACUUUAAAACUUGUCUGAGCAAAGCCAGAACUGACUUUGGGAGCUGAAUCCAACCAUCAGGGAAGAAAUCUGCACAGUGGUGUAAGACUGUAAAAGACAGCUGGGUAAAAAAGAUGCAGCAGGUCAUGGUGUCAGAUGAAAAUCCAGGAUCACCAAGUCAGCUGCUUUGGACCCCUGAUACCAAACUCUUGCAGGAAAGAGAUCAACAAACUCAGUAUCCUACCUUUGCCAAAGAUGGAAGCCAAGGAAACCUGCCAGGAGCAAAUAUCACACUGAUGAGCCAGGCCCAAGAUUUCCAUAUCCUAAGCCUAUUUUGAUCUUCCAUCUGGAGCGAGGUACAGAGCCCUGUGUGCAAGAUCUACAGGACAGGGAGUUCCUGAGCUACUCCUACCCAGCUGACAAGACAUGGCCUGAGAAUGAGAAAGCAAUUUCAGUACAAGAGAUUUUUGAAAACAGAGAAGUCUGCUAGAUGAAACAGAAAACUCUCCUAAAAGUUGUCUCCCAGGCUCUGAAGGUUAGGGAGAUUCAUGUACAGGAUAUCAAAUUAGAGAAUUAGUGGGAAAUGCCUGUGAGGGAGGAAGUGAGAGAAGAGAAAGAAGGCUCUGAGAAAAUGACCUUCAAGAAAGGAAAGAACCAGAAGGUACUUAGAAAAAGCUCCAAUCCAAACUCAAAACGUAUUCCAUACAAUAGAGUUCAUACAGAACAGAGACUCCAGGAAUGUACCAAAUGUGGCAAAAACUUCAGUUGGCAUUCUGACCUAAUUCUCCAUGAGCAAAUUCAUUCUGGUGAGAAACCCUGUGUGUGUAAUGAGUGCGGCAAAGCAUUCAAGACCAAAAGUCAGCUUUCUAUGCACCAGAUAUUACACACAGGGGAGAAACCCUUUAAUUGUGCCCAGUGUACAAAGGCCUUCAGUAGUAGAUCAGCUCUUUGCCAACAUAAAAAAAACCACAGUGGGGAGAAAACUCACAAGUGCAGUGACUGUGGGAAGAUCUUAAAGACCAGGAACCGUCUCAGUCUGCAUCAGGUAAUCCACACUGGGGAGAAGCCCUAUGAAUGUGAGGAGUGUGGGAAGGCCUUCCAGUUUAAGCAUUCCCUUUCCAUCCAUGGCAGAAUCCACACUGGGGAGAAGCCUUAUGAAUGUGAGGAGUGUGGGAAGGCCUUCAGCAGAAGUUCAGACCUCACCAAGCACACCAGAAUCCACACUGGAGAGAGACCUUAUGGGUGCAGUGAGUGUGGGAAGGCCUUCAGCUGGAGCUCAGAUUUAGGCAAACACAAAAGAACCCAUGGUCAGGAGAAACAGUAUGGGUGCCCUCAGUGUGAAAAAGCCUUCCACAGCAAGGCAGAGCUCACCAAACACAGAAGAAUCCACACUGAAGAGAAGUCUUACAAGUGUAAAGAGUGUAGGAAAGCCUUUCAUCACAACUGUAAACGUCGGGCUCAUGAACAUGAACACACUGGGAAGAAGCCCUAUCAAUGUGGGGGUUGUGGGAAAACUUUCCAGGAUCAACACUGCCUUACCAUCCACCAAAGAAUCCACACUGGAGAGAAACCUUAUAAAUGUUCAGAGUGUAGUAGAGCUUUCAGAGGGAAGUCAAACUUGACAAGUCAUCAAAGAAUCCACACUGGAGAGAAACCUUAGAAAUGUGAGGUAUGUGGAAAGGCCUUUCAUCAUAGUUCAGUCCUAAGGCAGCACAGAAUAAUCCACACACUGGUGAGAAGCUAUAUACCUGCAAUGAGUGUGGCACAUCUUUCUGCCAGUGCUCAGCUCUAAUUGGACAUAAGCGAGUUCACACUGGGAAGAAACCAUAUGAAUGUGAGGAGUGUGGAAAAACUUUCAGAGUGAGCUCAAAUCUUAAUGGACAUAAGAAAAGAAAACAUAAGAGUGUGGGGAACCCACAAACUUGAUGAAAGUGGGAAAUCUCUCUGUCCAUUAACUGUUCCUCAGACCUUUCCAGUCAAUAUGUUGACCACCAACAACUGAGAAUAAUAAUUCUGGUGUUUACAUUUUCCCACUUCUCCUUAUACUUCUUAGACUGUCCUUGUGUCCUGAAUUGGUUCUUGAUUUCCUGACCCCUAAUUGUGUGAUCCCCAAAGCCUCUGUCCUUGAACUUCCUAUUCAGUGUUUCUUCAGUAAGCAUGUUCACUUACUGGGCUUUGUCUAUCAAUAAUAAUAAUAUUAAAUACUUAUUAAUGCUUGUUACUUAACAGUAUUCUAAGGGCUUUACAAUUUUAAUUCAGUUACUUCAUAUAACAUCCCUAUGGGAUUAGAAAAUUGAGGUGCAGAAAGAUUAAGAAAACAGCUCAGGAUCAUUCAGUAAAUUCUGUACAAAUGCCCAGAUUUACCUAGGCAUUUUCCAUAUUCCUAUACCACAUCUCUUUGAUAUGAAGUUCUACCUUAGUUCAGCAUGGCUCAUGUUUUAAUAGAUAAACGUUGAUCAUUUUCAGCGAGGUUUUUUUUUUGUUCUGUUUCAACUCAAAGCCUGAAUGGUACUUCUUCAUACAGAAUCAGGAUUGCUCAGAUUGGCGUGCAACAGGAGUCAGGGCAGGAGCAGAUUUAAACGUAAAAGAAAAGUAGAAGCUGCCCAGUUAACAGUUUACAUGUAGAAAGCAUGAAGCCUGCCCCACUUAAUUGUAAAUACACCAAAACAUCUUCAGUGCUGAUUUCUUAAAUAUUUGCUAUAUCUAUAUGAUAAAUGAAAGGCUCUUUCAAAUGGAUUAGGAAUUUCUCAACCAUUGUGGAAAGCAAUAUGGAGGCCCUCAAAAAACUAAAAAUAGAAAUACCAUUUGACCCAGGAAUCCCACUCCUUGGAAUUUACCAAAAGAAUACAAGUACUCAGAUUCAAAAAGACAUACGCACUCCUAUAUUUAUUACAGCACCAUUUACAAUAGCCAAGAUAUGGAAGCAACCUAAGUGUACAUAAGUAGACGAAUGGAUAAAGAAGUAGUGGUACAUAUACACAAUGGAAUACUAUUUGACCAUAAGAAAGAAACAAAUCCUACUAUUUGCAACAACAUGGAUGGAGCUGGAGCAUAUGCUCAGUGAAAUAAGCCAGGCAGAGAAAGACAAGUGCCAAAUGAUUUCCCUCAUUUGUGGAGUAUAACAACAAAACUAAACUAAAGAAAUGAAACAGCAGUAGACUCACAGACUCCAAGAAGGGACUAGCGGUU